Messenger RNA from Paramecium pentaurelia, 1990 nucleotides. The record is from the annotation of a GenBank genome assembly. Lineage: Eukaryota; Ciliophora; Oligohymenophorea; Peniculida; Parameciidae.
AUGAUACUAUUUCGAUUAGCCAUAGCUUUGCUGACUAUAUAAAGUUGUUAAUCUCAAUCCACUUAAUGGGUUGUGACUCAUCAUGAAGGAUAAGAUUCAGGGUUUAAUCAAUUUCAAUAAGAUAUAGGUUUAAUCACUUAGUGUUAAUAAGCUAAUAUCUAAAUCAUUACAUCUAAUCCUUACAUAUAGAAAACUAUUUCUUUAAGAAAUUUCAAAGCUUUUGCUCACUCCUUAGUAGUGAUCGAUUACUUAAGACCAUAGACAAUGGAAGUGCAAAUCUAGAUAUAGAAUAAGACUUAUGAUCCAAAAGUAAUAAAUCAUAUUUAUAAACGAUCAAUAAUGGACAAUUGUUUAGUGGGAGACAAUUAAUAUAUAGAGUAAUCAUUUGUAUAGGAAAUAUAUGGGAAUUCAUUAGAUGAACUCAAUAUUAUUAUGAUGGGUGGUAUGUAUAAUAAUAAUGAAUUCAAUAUGGCAAGUGAUUAAAAAAUAGCUAUUAAAUAAAUACAUAUACUUUAAAUAUAAUGUCCUGAAAAUUGCAAACGAUGUGUUUAUUUAGAUAAAGAGACAAUUUGCACUUUAUGUAAUGAUGGGUUUGAAUCUAUUAAUAAUGGAAAUUGUUUUUGCGAUGGAUUUAAAUAAAAUGAUAUUUGUGUUGAAAAAUGUUAUGAUGGAUAUGCACCAGAUUAUUAUUAAAUAUGUCAAUAAACAGGUUUAAACUAAUAUAAUAAUUAGAAAUAAUCAAGUCCAUUAAUUUUUAGUAAAAUCUGAGAAGAAUUUAUAGAAAAAGUGAAUAAUUAGAAUUGGAAUUCGAUUUAGAAAACUUCAGAACAUUUGAAAUUGAUAUUGAAAUCUAAAUUUAUAAUUUUGAUGUAAGAGUUUUUAAAUAAUUUUUAUAUAGAUGUUAUAGGUUUUUGAAAUUUUAAUGAAUGAGGGUAAUUAUGUUUAUUAUUUGAACGUAAAUUCUCCAAAUAAUGCUAUCAAUAUGCAUGAAAUAUCUUAUAGAGAUUGUGAAACUGAAUAAUUUUGUUAAAUCUAUCAUUUUAAAUCAAAAAUAAUAUCAAUAGAAUCAAGUAAACUUUAAUUUUAAGCCCUUUUAAAUUCGUAAUAAUAUAAGUCUUCUUCAUUUAAUUAAGAUUAGAAUACAAAAAUUACAUAUUGGAAAUUAGUAAAUUUAAAUAUUAAUAUCUUAAUGACUAAAAAUGAGAUAUCAUAUUUUAACCAUUGUAUAUAAAUAGAAAGAUUUGGAUACAAUGAUAAAUGCAUUAAAUGUUAAUCUCCAUUUAUUGUUUUAGAUGGGUAGUGUAUUCAGAAAUGCCCUUUACAAUUACCUAAAUAAGAUGAUAUGUGUUUUGAUUCUGAAAUUUAGAAUACUGAAUUACUAAAACUUGAUGAAUUUAAAAAUUAAGAUUAUUACUAAAAUGAGAUAUAUUGGUUUUAUAAUCAUGAAUUUUUAUUUAGUAAUUCUAUGUCCAAACAUUAUCGAUAUAAUAAUUUGAAGACACAUUAUGGAAUUACAAUAUAAGCAAAAAUUUUAUUCAUUAAUUACAGAAGUGAUUUAAAUGUUAUCAUCUCUAUUAAUGAUGAAUAAAAUGUGAUUAUUUAAAACAAAUAAGAAUAUAAGAAUAAUUCUGAUUCAUUUGUUUAUCUUAAUUAAUUUAUUCAGCAUAAUAAUACAGAAUUAUUGAUUCAAAUAUAAUCAUAAUUUGAUUAAUCAUAUAUGACAAAUGUUAUCUUAUUAAUACAUUAAUGUACUCCUUAUUGUAAGUCUUGUACUGGUCCAAAGUAAUCAGAAUGUUUAGAAUAUGAAACAGAUUUAAAAGAAUUUAAUGCUAUUACUUAAAGAUGUAAUCCAGGAUACUUUAAAACAAAAGGAGAUUAUUGUAUGUAUUGUUUAAAUAGGGAUUGUCUUGUUUGUUCAGAUGGACUAAAUUGUUAAUAAUGCAAAAAAGGAUGCAUAUUAACAAAGUAUGGAUAAUGUGAUUGCAAUUGA